GUUCGCCUUUCCUCCUCCUCCCCUCCUUGCCGCUCCGUAGCCCUGGUUCAGCACGGCGCCGGCCGUAGUCUGACAGGAACUGCACGGAGCCAAGAUGGCGGCGGCCGACGGCGACGACUCGCUCUACCCUAUCGCGGUGCUCAUAGACGAGCUCCGCAACGAAGAUGUUCAGCUUCGCCUCAACAGCAUCAAGAAGCUGUCCACCAUUGCCUUGGCCCUCGGGGUGGAAAGGACCCGCAGUGAGCUUCUGCCCUUCCUUACAGAUACCAUCUAUGAUGAGGACGAGGUCCUCUUGGCCCUGGCGGAACAACUGGGAACCUUCACCACUCUGGUGGGAGGCCCCGAGUAUGUGCACUGCCUACUGCCGCCCCUGGAGUCACUGGCCACGGUGGAGGAGACGGUGGUGCGGGACAAGGCGGUGGAGUCCUUGCGGGCCAUCUCGCACGAGCACUCGCCCUCCGACCUGGAGGCCCACUUUGUCCCCCUGGUGAAGCGGCUGGCGGGCGGCGACUGGUUCACCUCCCGCACUUCAGCCUGCGGCCUCUUCUCCGUCUGCUACCCCCGCGUGUCCAGUGCUGUCAAGGCGGAACUUCGACAGUACUUCCGGAACCUGUGCUCAGAUGACACCCCCAUGGUGCGGCGGGCCGCAGCCUCCAAGCUGGGGGAGUUCGCCAAAGUGCUCGAGCUGGACAAUGUCAAGAGUGAGAUCAUCCCCAUGUUCUCCAACCUGGCCUCUGACGAGCAGGACUCAGUGCGGCUUCUGGCGGUGGAGGCAUGUGUGAACAUCGCCCAGCUCCUGCCCCAGGAGGAUCUGGAGGCCCUCGUGAUGCCCACCCUGCGCCAGGCUGCUGAGGACAAGUCCUGGCGCGUCCGAUACAUGGUAGCCGACAAGUUCACGGAGCUGCAGAAAGCAGUGGGGCCUGAGAUCACCAAGACGGACCUUGUCCCUGCCUUCCAGAACCUGAUGAAAGACUGUGAGGCCGAGGUGAGGGCCGCAGCCUCCCACAAGGUCAAAGAGUUCUGUGAAAACCUGUCCGCUGACUGUCGGGAGAACGUGAUCAUGACCCAGAUCUUGCCCUGCAUCAAGGAGCUGGUGUCAGACGCCAACCAGCACGUCAAGUCGGCCCUGGCCUCGGUCAUCAUGGGUCUGUCUCCCAUCCUGGGCAAAGACAACACCAUUGAGCACCUCCUGCCCCUCUUCCUGGCUCAGCUAAAGGACGAGUGCCCCGAGGUGCGGCUGAACAUCAUCUCUAACCUGGACUGCGUGAAUGAGGUGAUCGGCAUCCGGCAGCUGUCACAGUCCUUGCUGCCUGCCAUCGUGGAGCUGGCUGAGGAUGCCAAGUGGCGCGUGCGGCUGGCCAUCAUCGAGUACAUGCCCCUGCUGGCCGGGCAGCUGGGGGUGGAGUUCUUUGAUGAGAAACUCAACUCCUUGUGCAUGGCCUGGCUUGUGGAUCACGUCUAUGCCAUCCGCGAGGCAGCCACCAGCAACCUGAAGAAGCUGGUGGAGAAGUUCGGGAAGGAGUGGGCCCAUGCCACUAUCAUCCCCAAGGUCUUGGCCAUGUCUGGGGACCCUAACUACCUGCACCGCAUGACCACGCUCUUCUGCAUCAACGUGCUGUCUGAGGUCUGUGGGCAGGACAUCACCACCAAGCACAUGCUGCCCACGGUCCUGCGUAUGGCUGGGGACCCUGUCGCCAACGUCCGCUUCAAUGUGGCCAAGUCCCUGCAGAAGAUAGGGCCCAUCCUGGACAACAGCACGCUGCAGAGUGAGGUCAAGCCCAUCCUGGAGAAGCUGACCCAGGACCAGGACGUGGACGUCAAGUACUUUGCCCAGGAGGCCCUGACUGUUCUGUCUCUCGCCUGAUGCUGGACGAGGAGCAGCUGCCGGUCUCUGGUGUCCACCUUCCCCCAAGUCCCUACCUUAGGGAGACAGUAGUGGGCCUUUGCUGUCACCCCCUGUGCAUGGUCUGACCCCAGGCCCCUUACCCCACCCAGUUCCUCCUCUCCCCAGCCCGGGAAUCUGCCAUCUGUCGUCCUCCCAAGGGGUGGGGGGGCCUGCAUGGCAGGACAGGGCAGUGGCCCUGGGGGGAAGGGACCACUCCCGCCAGUGGUGGAGAGAUGUGAGCGUCCUGGCCACAGGAUCCUGCUGCUGUAAAGGGGACACCUGUCCCCCAUCUGCUCCACCUCCUUUCUCCCUUCCUCCCCCUCAGUGGUUUUCGUGUGUGUCAACUGUGCCAUUUUUAUUUUAUUCCCCUUUUCCCCCUUUUCACAGAGAAAUAAAGGUCUAGAAACAGCC
This is a messenger RNA of Manis pentadactyla (Chinese pangolin), 2296 nucleotides long. RefSeq names its product protein phosphatase 2 scaffold subunit Aalpha (gene PPP2R1A). Gene Ontology annotation, cellular component: cytoplasm; protein phosphatase type 2A complex. Gene Ontology annotation, biological process: protein dephosphorylation. The coding region runs from base 95 to 1864 and encodes 589 amino acids. Lineage: Eukaryota; Metazoa; Chordata; Mammalia; Pholidota; Manidae. The record is from RefSeq and is a predicted model, not a curated record. Gene Ontology annotation, molecular function: protein phosphatase regulator activity; protein binding. The transcript is spliced from 15 exons.